This is a messenger RNA of Kogia breviceps (pygmy sperm whale), 2344 nucleotides long. Lineage: Eukaryota; Metazoa; Chordata; Mammalia; Artiodactyla; Physeteridae. The record is from RefSeq and is a predicted model, not a curated record.
GAGCCUGAGAGAAAGGAGAGAGAGAGUGUGUGUGUGUGAGAGAGAGAGAGAGAGAGAGAGAGAGAAAAGAAAGGGCGAGGGGCUAGUGGAGAAGUGAGGAGGGGCGUGCGGCGCGAGGCGGAGAGAGGGCUAGCAGUCGCUGCUCCGGCGCUCACAUUCCUCUAUGCUACAAAUCCGGGAGGAAGUUUUUUUGGGGAGCUGAGAUGCUCCAUGCCUUUCCCUGGGCAGCCUUGACGCGGGGUCCUCUCGGCAGAGACUGAGCGGCGAGAAAGUGCUAGCCGGGCCGGCAGGGUCUGCUCGGCGGGCGCCGGAGCCCGCCUUGCUCGCGGCCCGCAGCAGUCAGGCUUCCCCGCGCUUAGCCGGGCGGGCGCCCCGGCGCGCCGCGCCGCUGCCUGCGGGCUAGGACUUCGCGAGGUGGGUCGACUCCUCCUCCCUCCUCUUCUUCUUCCUCCUCUUCCUCCGCCUCCCGUUCCUCCUCCUCCACUACCUCCUCCUCCUCCUCCUCCUAAUUUUCCCUCCUCGGCGGGCGAGGGUGGGGGGGGGCGGGGGAGGCCGGGGCUCGCCCCGAGCAGCCACGAUGCUCCUGGACGCCGGCCCCCAGUACCCCGCGAUCGGCGUGACCACCUUUGGCGCGUCCCGCCACCACUCGGCGGGCGACGUGGCCGAGCGCGACGUGGGCCUGGGCAUCAACCCGUUCGCCGACGGCAUGGGUGCCUUCAAGCUCAACCCCAGCUCGCACGAGCUGGCCUCCGCGGGCCAGACGGCCUUCACGUCUCAGGCUCCCGGCUACGCGGCUGCGGCGGCCCUGGGACAUCACCACCAUCCGGGCCACGUCGGCUCCUAUUCGAGCGCAGCCUUCAACUCCACGCGGGACUUUCUGUUCCGCAACCGGGGCUUCGGCGACGCGGCGGCUGCAGCCAGCGCGCAACACAGUCUGUUCGCUGCUUCAGCCGGGGGCUUCGGGGGCCCACACGGCCACACGGACGCCGCGGGCCACCUCCUCUUCCCCGGCCUUCACGAGCAGGCGGCGGGCCAUGCAUCGCCCAACGUGGUCAACGGGCAGAUGAGGCUUGGCUUCUCGGGGGACAUGUACCCGCGGCCCGAGCAGUAUGGCCAGGUGACCAGUCCGCGUUCAGAGCACUAUGCCGCGCCGCAGCUGCACGGCUACGGGCCCAUGAACGUGAACAUGGCCGCGCACCACGGCGCCGGCGCCUUCUUCCGCUACAUGCGCCAGCCCAUCAAACAGGAGCUCAUCUGCAAGUGGAUCGAGCCCGAGCAGCUGGCCAACCCCAAAAAGUCGUGCAACAAAACUUUCAGCACCAUGCACGAGCUGGUCACGCACGUCACCGUGGAGCACGUCGGAGGCCCCGAGCAGAGUAACCACAUCUGCUUCUGGGAGGAGUGUCCGCGCGAGGGCAAGCCCUUUAAAGCCAAAUACAAACUGGUCAACCACAUCCGCGUGCACACGGGCGAGAAGCCCUUCCCCUGCCCCUUCCCUGGCUGCGGCAAGGUCUUCGCCCGUUCUGAGAACUUAAAGAUCCACAAAAGGACGCACACAGGGGAGAAGCCCUUCAAGUGCGAGUUCGAGGGCUGCGACCGACGCUUCGCCAAUAGCAGCGAUCGCAAGAAGCACAUGCACGUGCACACGAGUGACAAGCCCUAUCUUUGCAAGAUGUGCGACAAAUCCUACACGCACCCCAGCUCGUUGCGCAAACACAUGAAGGUCCACGAAUCCUCCUCGCAGGGCUCGCAACCUUCGCCGGCCGCCAGCUCGGGCUAUGAGUCCUCCACGCCGCCCACCAUCGUGUCUCCGUCCACAGACAACCCGACCACCAGCUCCCUGUCGCCCUCCUCCUCCGCGGUCCACCACACAGCCGGCCACAGCGCGCUCUCUUCCAAUUUUAACGAAUGGUACGUUUAAAAUCAGAAACAAAACACCGAACAAAACCCUAUUUAAGAGACUGAGCACACACACACAUACAAAAUUUUACUGAAAGAACCCUGAGCAUCAAAAGAGUCCCCUCCCCACCCCCUAAUCCUAUUUUUUCUAAACCUGCCGAUAGACCCAGGACCCAGCAAGAGAGAAGCACCAAACCUUUACAUUUUUUUUUUUUUCUUAGUUUGGCAAAGGCUUGGUAGCCAAGGGGUGGGAGGGGGGUGGAGGAGAAGGCGGUCGCCUGACCAAAUGCCGCCAACCUCGAGGGCCAGUUUCUCCUGGGAAUCUGAACAGGCUCUCUGGGAGUCGGCUUUUUUUUUUUCUUUCUUCUUUGCAUUCUUGUAAAUACAGAAUUAUUAGCUUAAAACUGUACUGUUGGAUUCUGUAUAUAGUUAUAUCUUGGUUGGA